Messenger RNA from Oncorhynchus keta (chum salmon), 2914 nucleotides. Its product is annotated as cathepsin G-like. Gene Ontology annotation, biological process: proteolysis. Bases 88 to 1539 code for a protein of 483 amino acids. NCBI's taxonomy places the organism in Eukaryota, Metazoa, Chordata, Actinopteri, Salmoniformes, Salmonidae. Gene Ontology annotation, molecular function: serine-type endopeptidase activity. The record is from RefSeq and is a predicted model, not a curated record. The transcript is spliced from 10 exons.
GGGGGGGAGAUGAUGUUAAGGUGGUAUAUAUAGAGAGGAGAAACCUGCAGUCUCUCUAAUCAUCUAGAUCUCUGCCAGUCCACCACCAUGUACCUGAACCUCCUCAUCCUCCUCCAACUCCUUUCCUCUGCUGGAGCCUCUGAGAGUGGUAUUGUGGGUGGUAAGAUAGCUAAGCCCCACUCAAGGCCCUAUAUGGUCUCUCUGCAACACAGAGGACACCAUGUUUGUGGAGGAAUGCUCAUCCGGGAGGACUUUGUCCUGACUUCAGCACACUGCUUAAAAGAUGCUUACCCUUUAACGGUGGUUCUUGGAGCUCACAACCUAACCAAAGAAGAGAAGAAGAGUCGGCAAGAGAGGAAAGUGUCACAUUACCAUCGGCAUCCCUUACAUGAGAAUAUAACGCAGUUAAGUUACGACAUCAUGCUACUGAAGUUACAUACCAUCGCCGUUCUGAACGAGUAUGUGAAGGUCAUUGGACUACCCAAUAAAGAUAAACGUAUCCCAGCCAGAACCAAGUGCUCUGUCGCUGGCUGGGGCAAGACUUCACCGGAUAAAACAUCUGGUGUCGCAGAUGUUUUGAUGGAAGUUGAAGUCACAAUGCAGUUCAACUUUGAAUGCGUAAAAAAGUGGAAAGAUUACUUUAUAAGUAGCCAAAUGAUAUGCACUGAUGAUGGACAGAAAGGCUUUUGUCAGGGAGAUUCAGGUGGACCUGUUAUUUGCAAGAACAAGAACGUGGCACAGGAUCUCUGCCAGUCCACCACCAUGUACCUGAACCUCCUCAUCCUCCUCCAACUCCUUUCCUCUGCUGGAGCCUCUGAGAGUGGUAUUGUGGGUGGUAAGAUAGCUAAGCCCCACUCAAGGCCCUAUAUGGUCUCUCUGCAACACAGAGGACACCAUGUUUGUGGAGGAAUGCUCAUCCGGGAGGACUUUGUCCUGACUUCAGCACACUGCUUAAGGAAUGCUUAUCCUUUAACGGUGGUGCUUGGAGCCGACGACUUAAAGAAGUGGAAGAAGAGUUGUCAGAAGAUUCAGGUGUCCCAUUACCAUCGGCAUCCAUUACAUGAGAAUGCAACGCAGAUCAGUUAUGACGUCAUGCUACUGAAGUUAAGGACCACAGCUCGUCUAACCGAGUAUGUGAAGGUCAUUGGACUCCCAAAGGAGGAUGAACAUCUCCCAGCAUCCCCCAAAUGCUCCGUAGCUGGUUGGGGCAAGACUAACUCGAACAACAACCAGGGUUCUGGCGUUUUGAUGGAAGUGGCGGUGACGUUGGAGGAUGACUCUGAAUGCAAGAAGGUGUGGCAGAAAUACUUUGACAAAAAACAAAUGACGUGCACUCGUACUACCGGAGGGAAAGGAGUUUGUCAGGGAGAUUCAGGGGGACCUCUUAUUUGUAACAACAAGGCACAGGGUAUCGUUGCUUUUAAUUAUCCUGAGAGAUGUGAUGAUUCCCGAUAUCCUCAUGUGUUCAUGAAAAUCCCUUUCUUUCUGCCCUGGAUUAAAGAGGUGUUGCAUGGAUAUGUUGCCAACAUGCAGGAAUAAAGGACUAGGAAGGACAUUGAUGCUAGUGUACUAACAUAAUGGUAUCUAUUCCUAGGAAGGACAUUGAUGCUAGUGUACUAACAUAAUGGUAUCUAUUCCUAGGAAGGACAUUGAUGCUAGUGUACUGACAUAAUGGUAUCUAUUCCUAGGAAGGACAUUGAUGCUAGUGUACUAACAUAAUGGUAUCUAUUCCUAGGAAGGACAUUGAUGCUAGUGUACUAACAUAAUGGUAUCUAUUCCUAGGAAGGACAUUGAUGCUAGUGUACUAACAUAAUGGUAUCUAUUCCUAGGAAGGACAUUGAUGCUAGUGUACUAACAUAAUGGUUAUAGUGUACUAACAUAAUGGUAUCUAUUCCUAGGAAGGACAUUGAUGCUAGUGUACUAACAUAAUGGUUAUAGUGUACUAACAUAAUGGUAUCUAUUCCUAGGAAGGACAUUGAUGCUAGUGUACUAACAUAAUGGUAUCUAUUCCUAGGAAGGACAUUGAUGCUAGUGUACUAACAUAAUGGUAUCUAUUCCUAGGAAGGACAUUGAUGCUAGUGUACUAACAUAAUGGUAUCUAUUCCUAGGAAGGACAUUGAUGCUAGUGUACUAACAUAAUGGUAUCUAUUCCUAGGAAGGACAUUGAUGCUAGUGUACUAACAUAAUGGUAUCUAUUCCUAGGAAGGACAUUGAUGCUAGUGUACUAACAUAAUGGUAUCUAUUCCUAGGAAGGACAUUGAUGCUAGUGUACUGACAUAAUGGUUAUAGUGUACUAACAUAAUGGUAUCUAUUCCUAGGAAGGACAUUGAUGAUAGUGUACUGACAUAAUGGUUAUAGUGUACUAACAUAAUGGUAUCUAUUCCUAGGAAGGACAUUGAUGCUAGUGUACUAACAUAAUGGUUAUAGUGUACUAACAUAAUGGUAUCUAUUCCUAGGAAGGACAUUGAUUAUAGUGUACUGACAUAAUGGUUAUAGUGUACUAACAUAAUGGUAUCUAUUCCUAGGAAGGACAUUGAUUAUAGUGUACUAACAUAAUGGUAUCUAUUCCUAGGAAGGACAUUGAUUAUAGUGUACUGACAUAAUGGUAUCUAUUCCUAGGAAGGACAUUGAUUAUAGUGUACUGACAUAAUGGUAUCUAUUCCUGCAUAAAUACACUUCUCAUCGUGCCCUGGAUAGGGGACAAGUUUCUGAUAAAGCUAAACCUUCACCCGUUCAUAGUUGUUAGAGAGAGAAAGAGAGACAGAGAGAAAGAGACAGACAGAGAGGGUGUGUGUGUGUGUGUGUGUGUGUGUGUGUGUGUGUGUGUGUGUGUGUGUGUGUGUGUGUGUGUGUGUGUGUGUGUGUGUGUGUGUGUGUGUGUGUGUGUGUGUGUGUGUGUGUGUGUGUGUGUGUG